Messenger RNA from Vicia faba (fava bean), 906 nucleotides. The record is from the annotation of a GenBank genome assembly. Lineage: Eukaryota; Viridiplantae; Streptophyta; Magnoliopsida; Fabales; Fabaceae.
AUGUUAGGAAAUGAUGCUCGAAGGACACGUGUUGCAAAUGCUUAUUUCUCCCUGUUUAUGGCUGUUGGUAACAUUCUUGGCUAUGCAACUGGGUCAUACAGUGGCUGCAUUGUGUCGGCUAAUGAAGUGCCUCUAAGUUCAAGUGCAGCAGCACAUGCCGGAGAAGGGGCUGGAGAGUCAAGUGGUACGGAGGAAGCUUUCAUGUGGGAAUUGUUUGGGACAUUCAAAUAUUUUUCAAUGCCUAUCUGGAUAGUACUGUCUGUAACUGCUCUAACAUGGGUUGGGUGGUUCCCAUUUACUCUAUUUGAUACUGAUUGGAUGGGUCGGGAAAUUUAUGGUGGUGAUCCAAAUGGAGGCCUUGUUUAUGAUUCUGGAGUUAGAAUGGGCGCACUUGGUUUGUUGCUUAAUUCAGUUGUUCUUGGAAUAACAUCAUUGCUCAUGGAAAGACUAUGCAGGAAGCGAGGGGCUGGUUUUCUGUGGGGACUCUCAAAUAUCUCUAUGACUAUUUGCUUUAUUUCAAUGUUAGUAUUAACCUAUGCGGCUAAGAGCAUUGGCUACGUAGAAAAAGGUCUACCACCACCAACAGGCAUUGUGAUCGCAGCGUUAGCAAUCUUUACAAUUCUUGGGUUUCCACUGGCAAUCACUUACAGUGUCCCAUAUGCCUUAAUUUCCACACAUAUCGAACCAUUGGGACUUGGCCAAGGGUUGUCAAUGGGUGUCCUGAAUCUGGCAAUAGUGGUCCCGCAGAUCAUAGUGUCCUUGGGAAGUGGACCAUGGGAUCAGUUAUUCGGUGGAGGAAACUCUCCAGCCUUUGCCGUGGCAGCAGUUGCAGCUCUUUUGAGCGGACUCUUAGCUUUAUUAGCUAUUCCCCGAACUGGUACACAGAAGACUCGAAGCCGUGUAUGA